This is a messenger RNA of Sardina pilchardus (European sardine), 1894 nucleotides long. RefSeq lists its product as uncharacterized. Bases 141 to 1466 code for a protein of 441 amino acids. The transcript is spliced from 8 exons. NCBI's taxonomy places the organism in Eukaryota, Metazoa, Chordata, Actinopteri, Clupeiformes, Clupeidae. The record is from RefSeq and is a predicted model, not a curated record.
CUGAGCAGGACGGGUGACAAUGGAAACUUCACACUUCUGUUUACAGGAAAUCAGACACACAGCUGCAGAUACACCAGCAGUAUUAGUGCAGCGCUAUCUACCAUCCUAUAUGUCAGAAUGUGUUUGAUGUGUAUGCCAGAAUGAUGAACCUUUUCUCCGUAGGCCUGCUGCUGCUCUACCUGAGUGGGCUCAGAGACGGUAAAGUGAUUCAGGUGGCUCCUGGCAGUGAUGUGAGUGAGAGAUGUAAGAGCAGCUGGGACGGAACCAGAACCAACGACAUACAGCUGAAGAUGGACAACACGGCCCAUCUCCUGGUGCAGAACUUUCAAGAGAAAAGACGCUACACAUGCUACGAUGAGGAGAUCAUGCUGGAGAGGAGACAUGCCUCUUCAGGAGACACCAGCCUGCUGUACAGAGCUGUGGGUCAGUCUGCCCAUCUCUUCUGCAAACACCUGGGCUCUGAGAGGUACACAGGCACAUGGGGCUGGAGACAACAUAGGGGCAGAGAUAUCAAACCCAUCUCUAACAGCUCAGAGCCCUUUACAGGGCGAAUAUCUAAAAUAGGAGGGGGAGAUAAUGACUUCUCGCUGGACAUCUCCUCUGUGGAGUGGGGUGACUCAGGGCUGUUCCGGUGUACAAUGACACAGCCGGGAGAAGGCUCAACGAAACAGACAUUCUACAAACUGGUGGUUAUUCAGGCCACAGUGGAGCCCCAGCGUGUGUAUGAGGGAGGAGACGUGACCCUGCGCUGCUCUCUCUCUCACCUGAAGACACCUGGGCAGGUGUGCUGGAUUUACCUGGACACCAACAACCAUUGCAGUCACCAUUACCGUAGUUCCGCGAGUCACUGUGAGACUAACGCAGCUGCUGUCUCUCACAUCGUGAGCAACAUCAGGUCAGACCAAAGCCAGUGGGCCUGUGCAGUUUUCCACAAGGACACACUGAGAGCUCUGCUGCCUGUCCAGCUGAACGUGUCCAAACACACCACAACACAACAAACCACCACACACACGACGACGGUGCGGAGGGCCACAACUCUGAUGGGAACACACAGUGAGAGCGCUGAGGAUACCAGUAGUAGCAUCACGGCAACAGACCACACAGAGUUAUCGGCAGGAGUGAGUGUCCUACAUGUCUGUGUCAUGAGUGUGUGUGGCCUGCUUGUGGUCAGCUUGGUGGCUCUGACCGCUCUGCUGCUGUGGAAACUCACAGAAAAAGAUGUAGAAGUGUGUGAGGAUGAGGAUGAACGUAAGACAGCAGGUGAAGAGUCGUGUGCUGAGGGGCUUUUGCCCCACAGAGGGAAUGUGACAUACGCAUCGGUGCACUUCAAGAGAAAACCCACUGAGGAUCUGAGCAAAGUUUUCUCACAUGUUGCACCUACAGAUCCUCCUGCUGCUGCUGGUGGCACUGAGGAGGAGGAUGUCACAGUCAUAUACGCUGGACUGAAGAUGAAUUCAUGCAUUUAAAACAGAGACUCAUUUCAUUGAUUGAGAGCAGUCUUACUCAGAAGUGUGUCUGAGGGAUAAAUCCUCUGGAGUAGCCCUGUGGUGUCCAAAACCUGAUAGUUUGGGUACAGUGUGCGUCGGGGUCCGGUUCGCCCUGUCGGUCCUUAUUUUCCCGAUAUUGACCAGCGUUCUGCUACAUUAUCCCUUACUUAACUCACCGCAGAACGUUGGGGAGGCCCAUUCAAAGUGAAUGGGAGCUCUCUCAAAAUUCUAGAGAGCCGUAUAAUAAGCAAUAAUAAGCCAUAUUCUAAACGUUAUAUAUUAUGUGUUAUAUUAUGUAUUCUGUUUAUGGUGGCCUUGUUUUAUGAUGCACAUCAUACCCUUGUAAAUAUAAGAAGAACAGUUGCAACCGCUUGUAAGAAGAACAAAAAGUAAUAAAGUGUGAUGUG